UUGUACUAGUCAAAGGUCAACAACGGAGAAAUAUUCAAAGUCUUUGGGAUAAAGGCGUUAAUACUAAACCUUCAAACUCAAACAGUUCAUUUUUUGACAAAAAUGCUUGCCUUUUCGCAACUACUGCUGGAACUGGAUUAUGUGUUGCUUCUGCAAACGCUAUCAAUCAAUUACUGGAAAUUCCGUACGACGCACAAAUGUUACGCACGCGAAAUAGAGUUCUUGUUCGUAAUGCAAUAUCUCCAAUUCAUGCCUUUUCGUUUGGUACUUUGACCGGAAUAACUGGUGUAGGAAUCUUGUCGACUAUGGUUAAUCCUUUAACUGCUAUUUUAGGUGCUUCUAACAUCUUGUUAUAUACUUGCGUUUAUACUCCUAUGAAACGAAAAACAAUUGCAAACACAUGGAUUGGUGCAAUCGUUGGUGCAAUACCUCCAAUGAUGGGCUGGGCAGCAUGUACAAAUAACUUGGAAUUAGGCGCUUGGAUAUUAGGUGGUAUUCUUUAUGCUUGGCAAUUUCCUCAUUUUAAUGCUCGUGCUUGGAAUAUGCGAUCUGACUAUUCAAGAGCAGGGUAUCGUAUGAUGGUUGUGACAAAUCCAUUAUUAAAUAGUAGAGUAUCAUUAAGAUAUACUUUAGCAUUAUUUCCUUUAAGCUAUAUGGCUCCGUAUAUUGGUAUGACAACUUGGUGGUUUGCGUUAGAUUCAAGUCUAAUUAACUGCGUACUUUUAUUGAGUGCUUACAGAUUUUGGAAAGAUUCGAAUGAUAAAUCUGCACGUGAUUUGUUUUUUGCAAGUCUUGUACAUUUACCAGUAAUUCUCGCAUUAAUGAUGGCUCAUAAAAAAGAUCAAGGAAUUACAAUGAACCAUGAUCUUCUAGAAGUGGAUGAAAAAGAAUUGGAAGAGGUUUUGCUGGAAUUAGAAUCAUAA
Molecule: messenger RNA, 923 nt
Organism: Racocetra fulgida
Lineage: Eukaryota; Fungi; Glomeromycota; Glomeromycetes; Diversisporales; Gigasporaceae
Source: the annotation of a GenBank genome assembly